Molecule: messenger RNA, 1377 nt
Organism: Glycine soja
Lineage: Eukaryota; Viridiplantae; Streptophyta; Magnoliopsida; Fabales; Fabaceae
Exons: 1
Coding region: 1-1377 (458 amino acids)
Source: RefSeq, a predicted model, not a curated record
AUGACCCGUAUCAGGCGGAUCAUUGUGGCACCCAAGCCACCGAUGCGGCACAAGAACCCGAAGGGAAAGGCGAAGGCGGGCGUGGAAGAGAGCUUCAAGGCGAGCCCGAUUCUAGAUGAAGAAGUCCCAGCCAGAAGGUUUGCCAAGGAAGAAGACGACUUUAACAAAAAAAGGAUAUCUAGUGAAGAAGCAAUCGAGUUCCUACGAAUCAUCCAGCAAAGCGAGUUCAAGGUAAUUGAACAACUCAAUAAAACCCCAGCUAGGAUCUCCCUGUUGGGACUACUCAUGAACUCUGAGCCUCAUCGGGCGCUAUUGGUCAAGAUUCUAAAUGAAACCCACGUAGCCCAAGACAUAUCUGUGGAAGGUUUCAGGGGCAUAAUCAACAAUAUCACGGCCAAUAAUUACCUCACGUUCGCCGAUGAAGAGAUACCCGUGGAGGGCCGGGAGCACAACAGAGCCUUGCAUGUAUCUGUCAAAUGUUUGGACCACAUUGUGGCCAAAGUGCUUAUUGACAACAGCUCUUCACUUAAUGUCAUGCCCAAUGCCACUUUGGGCAAGUUACCUUUUAAUGCAUCACACCUAAGGCCAAGCUCCAUGGUGGUGCGGGCUUUCGAUGGCAGCCGCCGGGACGUAAGAGGGGAGAUCGAUCUCCCGAUUCAAAUUGGACGCCACAUAUGCCAAAUUACUUUCCAAGUGAUGGACAUAAACCCUACCUAUAGCUGCUUACUAGGCCGACCAUGGAUUCAUUUAGUGGGGGUGAUCCCUUCAACGCUACACCAAAAGCUGAAAUUUGUGGUGGAAGGGCAGUUAAUCAUAGUCUUGGGAGAAGAAGACAUUCUUGUGAGUUGUCCUUCUUCUACGUCUUAUGUGGAAGCCAUGAAGGAGUCCUUGAAAACAUCCUUUCAAGCAUUGGAUGUGGUAAGCAAUGCUUACGUUGAGUCUCCCCUAGUACAACCGCGCUCAUCUGGGGCAGCAUUGAUGGUGGCUCAGGUGAUGUUAGGACAUAGAUACGAGCCCGGAAUGGGUUUAGGGAAGAACAAGGAUUGCGUGGCAAGUUUGGUAGAGUUCACAGGGAACCAUGGAAGGUUCAGACUGGGAUAUGAGCCAACAGGCGCUGACGUGAGGAGGAGUGCCCUAGAAAGGAGGGGAAGAAGCAUGGGCCAGCCGCAAGGGUUGCAAGUGAAAGGGGUUCCCUUGUGUCACAUCAACGAAAGCUUUGUUAGCGCGGGUUGGAUGUGCGAAGGACAAGUCACCAUGAUACAUGAAGAAACCCCUCAAGAGCAACCAAAUCGGGUGCAACCGUGCCCUCCGGAGUUCGAAUUGGGGAACUGGCGAAUAGUCAAACAACCCGGAAUUUCCGUGGUGAGCUUAAUGUAA